UACAGUCGGGCGCCGCGGCCUGGGGCUGGGAUGCUAGUGGCUGUGGGCUCCCUGCUGCAGCGGCUCCUGUGAGCGGCGGCGACUGAGGCGCAGGCGGGCAGUGAGGCCAGUGGACGCCGUCGGCGGCCGGCCGUGUCGGCCGCGGGAUGAGGAAGCGGACCGAGCCCGUCGCCUUGGAGCAUGAGCGCUGCGCCGCCUCGGGCUCGUCCUCUUCUGGCUCGGCCGCCGCGGCGCUGGACGCCGACUGCCGCCUGAAGCAGAACCUGCGCCUGGCGGGCAAGGCGCCGGCGGAGCCGCGCUGCGCCGCAGACGCGGGCAUGAAGCGGGCCCUGGGCAGGAGAAAGGGCCUGUGGUUCCGACUGAGGAAAAUUCUUCUCUGUGUUCUGGGGUUGUAUGUUGCCAUUCCAUUUCUCAUCAAACUAUGUCCUGGAAUACAGGCCAAACUGAUUUUCUUGAAUUUUGUGAGGGUUCCCUAUUUCAUUGACUUGAAAAAACCGCAGGAUCAAGGUUUGAAUCACACGUGUAAUUACUACCUCCAGCCAGAGGAAGACGUGACCAUUGGAGUCUGGCACACUGUCCCUGCCGUCUGGUGGAAGGACGCCCAAGGAAAGGACCAGAUGUGGUAUGAGGAUGUCUUGGCUACCAGCCACCCUAUCAUCCUGUACCUGCACGGAAAUGCAGGCACCAGAGGAGGUGACCACCGAGUGGAGCUUUACAAGGUGCUGAGUUCCCUUGGUUACCACGUGGUCACCUUUGACUACAGAGGGUGGGGAGACUCAGUAGGAACGCCAUCAGAGCGAGGCAUGACGUAUGACGCACUCCAUGUUUUUGACUGGAUCAAAGCAAGAAGUGGAGACAACCCUGUAUAUAUUUGGGGUCAUUCCCUAGGCACUGGAGUGGCAACAAACCUGGUGCGGCGCCUGUGUGAGCGAGAGACGCCUCCCGAUGCUCUUAUAUUGGAAUCUCCAUUCACUAAUAUCCGUGAAGAAGCUAAGAGCCAUCCGUUCUCAGUGAUAUAUCGAUACUUCCCUGGGUUUGACUGGUUUUUCCUCGACCCCAUUACAAGCAGUGGAAUUAAAUUUGCUAAUGAUGAAAAUGUGAAGCACAUCUCCUGCUCCCUGCUCAUCCUGCAUGCUGAGGACGACCCAGUUGUGCCCUUCCAGCUUGGCAGAAAGCUCUACAACAUCGCUGCUCCAUCUCGAAGCUUCCGAGACUUCAAAGUUCAGUUUAUUCCCUUUCACUCAGACCUCGGCUACAGGCACAAGUAUAUCUACAAGAGCCCUGAGCUCCCACGGAUACUGAGGGAAUUCCUGGGGAAGUCAGAACCUGGGCGCCAGCACUGAGUCUUGCUGCCUAAAGGAGCAUGAAGACCUCUGCCCUCCUCUCCUUCGCUCUGGCAGCCUGGCACUCUGGAGCCCAGGGGGUGCCAGCAUCUUCGAUGCCCCUGGAGAGCGGACUCGGAUGCCAGCUGGGGCAGGCAGAGGAGGCCCCGGCAGACCUGAGGCACCUGCCCCAGAUGGCUGGGAGCACGGAUCCUUGUGGAAAACACAGAUUGCAGGCAUGUGAUCCCCUCUCCCUCUUGUUGCCACUUAACCUGAGCUCUUGUUGGGAAGACAGUGAAAGAGCAGGCCAGCCUCCAGCUGGUUGAUCCCACACUUCCUGAGCUGGGCAUGGGGAGCCAAGUGCAGGAAGCAUGGGGUAUUGGGACCACGCUGAGCUUUCCAGCACCAUUGGUGAGAUUAUGGGGAGAUGGAUUCAUCUGUCCCUUCCUGGCACACACAGAAUGGACUCUAAUGGUUUGACUGGCCCCUCCCACCUGGAACACCCUGCUUGCCUACAUAGGCCAUCCCUCCCUCUUUGGGCGGGCCCCACCUCUCAGAGCGGGGGAGGUGCCCAUGACCUGCACUUCCUCUGCUUUCUGCCCACCUGUCUGCCUAACCUGGCCUUAGACUGAGCAUUUAUUUAAGAAUAAAAUCGUGGUGGUGGUCUG
Messenger RNA from Lynx canadensis (Canada lynx), 1990 nucleotides. It is a transcript of the gene ABHD12, whose product is annotated as abhydrolase domain containing 12, lysophospholipase. The transcript is spliced from 13 exons. The coding region runs from base 147 to 1343 and encodes 398 amino acids. Gene Ontology annotation, cellular component: endoplasmic reticulum membrane. The record is from RefSeq and is a predicted model, not a curated record. Gene Ontology annotation, molecular function: phosphatidylcholine lysophospholipase A1 activity; monoacylglycerol lipase activity. Gene Ontology annotation, biological process: phosphatidylserine catabolic process; monoacylglycerol catabolic process. NCBI's taxonomy places the organism in Eukaryota, Metazoa, Chordata, Mammalia, Carnivora, Felidae.